UUAUUAAUCUGUUCACCGAUGAGUUUGUACAUUUUUGUACUUCUCUUUCUUUGCAGAGAUGAUAAUUACAUUCUGAAUCAUAAAAAAACCGGCUGCUCCUGUCCUGGUUUAGACUUUGAUAUGAAGGAGAAUAAAGCAAACAGUACAGCUGAGGACAGCACUUUCAUUCCAGAACCUCGGUGAGGACGCAUGUGAUCUACAGACACUCAUGGGAAUAACCUGACAGCUUCAUUUCACCAUGGAAAGGAUCCAGGAGAAGAGGCCAUCUGAGUCCAGAUGUGAGUCUCCGCAGGACGAUGGUUCAAAGGAUGGCUUUAAAGAUGAACCGCAGUCUUUAGAAAAGAACAUCCAGCAGCAGAAACCAUCCUCCAGCUGUGUGUCCAUGCAGAGCGACCGCUCAAAAGGCAGACUGAUUGAUUAUAAAGACAGACACGUCUCUGUGGAAAGGAGUCUUGAGAAAUCCAAUCAGAACACCAAUCAGCCAAUCAGCAUCCAGCAGCAGAGACCAUCCUCCAGCUGUGUGUCCAUGCAGAGCGACCGGUCUAAAGGCAGACUGAUUGAUUAUCAAGACAGACACGUCUCUGAACCAGAGGCCAGCGCUGACCCGACUGAGAAGCAUCAAACAGAUCUGGAGACCACGUUUAUGCUGCUUGAGGAAACUGUUGUCACCUUUGUGAAGAAAGAGAUGAAAAUCUUCCAGAAGCUUCUCAGUCCAGAUGGUGAAGAUUCAAAGGCUCAGAAUGAAAAUGAAGAUGUGAAGGAAGAAGAGAGCAUCAGCAACAGAGACGCUCUCCUGAAGAUCACACUGCACGUCCUGAGAAAAAUGAAGCAGGAAAAGCUGGCCGACACUCUGCAGAGCAAAGCUGUUGUUCCAAUAGUCCAACAAAAACUGAAAUCUCAUCUGAAAGAGAAGUUCCAGAGGUUGUAUGAAGGAACUGCUAAAGCAGGAAACCCAACACUUCUGAAUGAUGUCUACACAGAGCUGUACAUCUCAGAGGGAGGGAGUGGAGAGGUCAAUAACGAACACGAGAUCAGGGAGAUUGAAACAAACUUCAGAAAACAAUCCAGAUCAAAAGGUGUGAAGAAAUGUGAUGACAUCUUUCAACCUUCACCUGACAAAGAUCAUCGACCAAUCAGAACGGUGCUGACUAAAGGAAUGGCCGGCAUCGGGAAAACCGUCUUAACCCAUAAGUUCAGUCUGGACUGGGCUGAAGACAAAACCAACCACAACAUUCAGUUCCUGUUUCCGUUCUCCUUCAGAGAGCUGAAUUUACUGAGUGGAAAAAAGUACAGCUUGACUGACCUUCUUCAUCUCUUCUUCACUGAGACCAGAGAAGCAGAAAUUUGCAGAUUUGAUCAGUCCCAGGUUGUGUUCAUCUUUGACGGUCUGGAUGAGUGUCGCCUUCCUCUGGACUUCCACAACAAUCAGAUCCUGGCUGAUGUGACCGAGGCCUCCACGGUGGAUGUGCUGCUGACAAACCUGAUCAGGGGGAAGCUGCUUCCUUCUGCUCGCCUCUGGAUAACCACACGGCCUGCAGCAGCCAAUCAGAUCCCUCCUGAGUUGGUUGACAUGGUGACAGAGGUCAGAGGCUUCACUGAUACCCAGAAGAACGAGUAUUUCAGGAAGAGAUUCAGAGAGGAGGAACAGACAGACAAAAUCAUCUCCCAUGUGAAGGCAUCACGAAGCCUCCACAUCAUGUGUCACAUCCCAGUCUUCUGCUGGAUCACUGCUUCGGUUCUGGACCGUGUGUUGAGAGCAGACGAGAGAGGAGAGUUACCCAAGACCCUGACUCAGAUGUACAUCCACUUCCUGGUGGUUCAGUCCAAAAUAGGAAAUGUUAAGUUUCAUGGAGCAUCUGAGACAGAUCCGGUCUGGAACCCUGAAACCUGCAAGAUGAUUCUGUCUCUGGGAAAACUGGCUUUUGAGCAGCUGCAGAAAGGAAACCUGAUCUUCUAUGAAUCAGACCUGAUAGAGUGCGGCAUCGAUAUCAGAGCAGCUUCACUGUACUCUGGAGUGUUCACAGAGAUCUUUAGAGAGGAGUGUGGGCUGCACCAGGACAAGGUGUUCUGCUUUGUGCAUCUGAGCUUCCACGAGUUUCUGGCUGCUCUGUACGUCUUCGUGACAUUCGUCAACUCUGGAGUCAACCUGAUGUCAGAACAACCAUCAGUGUCCGGGUGGUGGCCAAAGUUAUUCAGAUCAACUGAGAAAUCGAUGUUUCAGAGUGCUGUAGACAAAGCCUUGGACAGUCCCAACGGACACCUGGACUUGUUCCUCCGGUUCCUCCUGGGUUUCUCCCUGGAAAACAAUCAGAGUCUUCUACAAGGUCUGUUGAAGGAGACAGAAUGUGACUCGCAUGCAAUUUGGGAAACAGUACAGUACAUCAAGGAAAAGAUCAGGAAGAAUCCAUCUCCAGAGAGGUGCAUCAAUCUGUUCCACUGCCUGAAUGAGCUGAAUGAGCAUUCUCUGGUGGAGGAGAUCCAACAGUCCCUGAAUUCAGGAAGUCUCUCCACAAACAAACUGUCUCCUGCUCAGUGGUCAGCUCUGGUCUUCAUCCUCCUGUCAUCAGAAAAAGACCUGGAUGUGUUUGACUUGAGGGAGUAUUCUGCUGCAGAGGAAGGUCUCUUGAGGCUGUUGCCAGUGGUCCAUGUCUCCAAAAAAUCCCUGUUAAGUGGCUGCAACCUGACUGAAAGAAGCUGUGAAGCUCUGGCAACUGUUCUCAGCUCUCCAUCCUCCAGUCUAAGAGAGCUGGACCUGAGUAACAACGAUCUGCAGGACUCAGGAAUGAAGUUCCUCUCAGCUGGACUGGGUAGUGCACACUGUAAACUGAGGUCUCUUAGACUGUCAGGCUGUCAGAUCGCUCAGGAAGGCUUUGCUGCUCUGGCUGCAGCUCUGAUCACCAACCCAUCACAUCUGAAAGAGCUGGACCUGAACUACAACCAUCCAGGAGAGUCAGGAGUGAAGUGGCUCUCCACUGCCCUGAGGGAUCCACGUUUGAAACUGGUUAAAUUCAGCAUGGAACACGGUGGAGUGAAGAGACUGACAUCAGGUCCAAGGAAGUAUGCCUGUAAAUUCAGUCUGGACCUAAACACAGCACACCAGAACCUCGCUCUGUCUGAAGACAUCAGAAAGGUGACAGCAGUGGAGGAGGAGCAGCUUCACCCUGAACAUCCAGACAGGUUCAACCACUGGAAGCAGGUUCUGUGCAGAGAAGGUCUGACUGGAUGCUGCUACUGGGAGGUGGACUGGAAAGGAUGGGUCAACAUAGGAGUGGCCUACAGAGGAAUCAGGAGGAAAGGGGAGGACGACGACUGCUGGAUCGGACAGAAUGACAAGUCGUGGAGUCUGCUGCGGUGUGAGAAUAAGUACUCUGCCUGCCACAGCAACAGGAGAACCGUCGUAACUGUCCCCUCGUCUUUCAACUCUGGCAGAAUGGCAGUUUACCUGGACUGGCCUGCUGGCUCUCUGUCCUUCUACAGAGUCUCUUCAGACACUCUGGUCCACCUUCACACCUUCAACACAACAUUCACCGAACCUCUGUACCCUGCGUUUGGGUUCGAGAAGUGUAAAUCCUCAGUUUCUUUGUGUCGGAUCUAA
Acanthochromis polyacanthus (spiny chromis) is the source of this 3595-nucleotide messenger RNA. Its product is annotated as NLR family CARD domain-containing protein 3-like. The transcript is spliced from 12 exons. Gene Ontology annotation, molecular function: protein binding. Bases 239 to 3595 code for a protein of 1118 amino acids. The record is from RefSeq and is a predicted model, not a curated record. NCBI's taxonomy places the organism in Eukaryota, Metazoa, Chordata, Actinopteri, Pomacentridae.